Molecule: messenger RNA, 364 nt
Organism: Eurytemora carolleeae
Lineage: Eukaryota; Metazoa; Arthropoda; Copepoda; Calanoida; Temoridae
Product: delta-like protein B
Exons: 6
Coding region: 38-364 (108 amino acids)
Source: RefSeq, a predicted model, not a curated record
UACAUUUUUCUUAAAAACUGUGCGAUUUAGAAGAAAAAUGAAAAUUCGGAUUUUGAUAAUCACCACAUUUCUAAGUACAGAUGUUCUCUGUAUUCCCGCUACUGGGAGAUCAUGGGAAGAAGAAGCAUGCGCAGAACAAAACAUUAAAGGACAGGACAGAUAUACAUGCUCUGAAGGAAAGAUUACAUGCUUACCAGGCUGGCAGGGGGACCUUUGUCAGGUUCCUUUAUGUGGAUCUGAUUGUGACCCUCAGCAUGGAUAUUGUACGAAGCCGUUUGAGUGCGAAUGCAAUCUAGGAUACUCAGGGGACAGUUGCAGAGAAUGUGUGAAGCUUCCGGGGUGCAAGAACGGGUUUUGUCGGUAG